Molecule: messenger RNA, 394 nt
Organism: Phasianus colchicus (ring-necked pheasant)
Lineage: Eukaryota; Metazoa; Chordata; Aves; Galliformes; Phasianidae
Source: RefSeq, a predicted model, not a curated record
GCGCAAGAAGAUGGAGCUGGACAGCACGAGAGCUCAGGCCACACGCAGCGCUCUCGUGCUCGCCCACGGCAGCUUGGCACUGCGUGCCUCCAAGGAACAGCUGCUCGCCCACCUGGAGGGAGACAUCGUGGGCAACAUCCUGAUGCUCUACAGCUGCAGCUGCCGGGACUUGCAGAACAACCUCGCACUGGUGCAGAGCAUCACCGACUUCAGCUCUGCCUUCCAAGCUGUGGGUGAUUCUGCAUCCUUUAACCCCUCCUUGAAGGGAAAGCUUCUGGAGAUCCUGAUGGACCUGCUGAAGAAAUAUUAUUCGGGCAUCCCUGUCUCCCCAGUGCCCCUCAAGGUGGUCCUGGCCCUGGAGCAGUUGAGGUAAGGUCCCCAUUUUGGGUAGCUC